AUGACUGCCGAGCAAGCCUAUCAGCUUUUUGAACUUUUGCCUGCUGAGGCUCCGGCUCGUGCUGCAUCUCUGCUGCCUCAGUCAAAGUCUUUUACCACUGGAGCCUUUGCAUACUCCAGCGGACCCGGCUUGCGUCGCCACACCCGUGUUUUCCCUUUGGCGACCAAGGCCCUUGCCGAUUUUGUGCGAGCUACCUGUGCCACGCACUCUUUCUCCAGCAUCGCUAUAUUCCGCGAUUUGACUGCUCCCCUGCAUUUGGACGCCCUUAACCAGCCGUCCCAACCCAACCUGCUCAUCCCUCUCACGGCCUUUUCAGGUGGAGGCGUGUGGUAUGAGUCCCCCUCCGGCACUUCUCAUCGCCUCUUGGACGGUGUCGUGACGCCUGGUUGUGUACUUGAUGUGGCCUCCGGGCCCGUCUUCCUUCCUGCUGCCGAGGCGCGUCAUCAAACACUCCCUUGGGAGGGCACUCGCUGCGUUCUGGUUGCCUUCACUUCUCUUGACGCGCACACCCUGUGCCCCGCCGAUCUCGACACUCUGAGUCGCGCCGGCUUCUCUUGUGGCGCCCCUGGCACACCACACGCUCUGCCUCCUGUCCCGCACACUAGCCUGCGACCAAUGGCGGUCGAACUUUGCGCCGGCUCGGCCUCCCUGUCGGCCGCUCUUCGCGCUGCUGGCUUCGCCACCUUGGCGGUCGACCACCACUGGAAUACGCAUUCUCCGCAGCACUCCAUCUGCCAGCUGGACCUCAGCUGCCCCCAGCAACAGGCUCUCUUGCUCCGAUGGAUGCGCACACAGCCGCUUGCACAUGUGCACCUCGGCCUCCCCUGUGGCACCUGUUCGCGGGCCCGCGAACGUGCUCUGCCUCACGGUGUGCCUGGGCCCGCCCCGCGGCCCUUGCGUAAUCUGCUCCACCCCCUAGGCCUCCCUAACCUCACCCCUGCCGAACACCGUCGCGUCUGCCAAGCCAAUGCCGUCUACUGGUUCGCUUUGGACGUCCUGGAGCUUGCCGCCAGCAUGGGUGCCACCGUCAGCCUCGAGAACCCUUCUCGAUCCUGGCUUUGGUCAGCGCUACGUGCCAUGGCCGAGGAAUCCCAGCGUGUGCAUCUCCUCGCCCAGCUCGAAGAAUGCAUCUUUGACUCUUGCAUGCACGGCGGCCGCCGCAAGAAGAGCACCAAGAUCUUAGGAUCCCCCGGCCUUUUCAGCAGCCUCCGGGCCUCUUGCGACUCCUCACACACCCAUGCGCCGUGGACCAUUGACCCGACGGGCAGCGGGCCGCGCUUCGCCACUGCCGAGGAAGCGCAGUACCCUCGCUUGCUUUGUUUGCGCAUGGCGCAGGCUCUGGCCGCGCGUCACCAGCUCCCCGAGCCUGUGCCUACUGCUUCCGCCAGUCUGUCUCAGAGCGUCCGCCGCGGCCCUCGCCCGCUCAUCCCCGAGUUCUACGAGUGUGCCCGGGUGCCUGCAGCCUCCACUCUGCAGCCCCACGAGCGCGGGAAUCCUGGCCAAGUUCUCCCAACGGUGCUGAAAGAUGCCGUGGACACGGUGUUGACAACCGACCCGGUCGACACGGCAAAACGGCGUCUGCAGGCUGUGAUAACCAUCAAGCAGCUAGCCAAAGAGCUUGAAGGAAAAGAAGACGAGUUCAAAUCGUCCCUGGACCCGGACGUGGCAAGCAUCCUCAGUCCCAAGAAACUUUGCCUCUGGAAGGCCCUCCUCAAGGCUUCCGACUUCGAUGAUUGCGGGAUCGUCGACUUGAUGGCUAGAGGCAUUCCUCUUGUUGGGACGCAUGGGCCCGUCCCCAAUCUAGAACCCGGAGGAGAGCCUUCCUCGGACUCACCGGACAACCUUCUUGCGUCGGCUCCUCUCAGGCGUGAAGCCAUGAUUCGGUCUCGUAAGAUCCCCAGUGACCAGCAUCAGAAUGACCUUGUCUCGGCCUCCAUGGAAGAGGUCAGCAGGGGCGAUCUGAAAGGCCCCCUCACGGAGAGCGAUGCCCACCAGCACUUCGGUUCCGAGCAUUGGUUACUCAACCCCAGGUUCCCGAUUUACCAGGGAGUUAGUCUUAAGCUUAGGGUUAUAGACGACGCCAAGGCAUCGGGUUUAAACUCUGCCUUCUCCCCGUCGUACAAAGUCAAGCUGAUGGACAUUGACGUCUUGGCCUGCCUAGUAGCCCACGUGGCCUCAAGUCUGCACCUGGGGCACUGUGACGGGAACCCGGUACACCAUCUCGUGGCCUCGUCAGAGUGGGAAGGAGGCACGCUUGACUUGGCCCGAGCAUACAAGCAGGUACCGAUUGACCCAGCCUCGAGGCCCUUCUGUGUCGUGGGCUUCCCGACCUCAGAAGGGUGGCAGUACUACAGGUCGGACGUGCUUCCAUUCGGCUCCAACGCCUCGGUGUACGCAUUCCUGAGGAUCUCACGUGCGUUGCACCAUGUGUUGGUCAAGUUCCUCGCUGCACUUACCACGGUGUUCUACGACGACUUCCCCAUCAUAGAACCGGCCAUGGGAGCUCCGGUCCUGAAAUCUGCGGUAUCGGCCGUCCUCGACUGCUUGGGAUGGGCCCAUUCCAAAGACGGCGACAAAGCCCUGCAAUUCGCUGGCUCGUUCGUCGCCCUCGGGGUCUUGGUAGAUCUGAGAGGAAUUCGGUCCGCCAAAUUCCGCCUAUCGAACAAGCCAGGCAGAAUCGACAAGCUAGUCGAGAUGAUCCAGCAGUUCAGCGACGAGGGGCGCGUCGACUCUGGACGGCUUUCGAUUCUGCAAGGUCACUUGAACUUCGCCGCCGGGUUCUACAUGGCCAAGGGACUACGCUUCCUGUCCAAGGAAUUUGCCAAGUUGCUGGAUGGGCGUCGUUCCACAUCCGAGAUCAGAGCUCUGUGCAGGCUUGCCAUAGCUCUUCUUCGGGGGACUCCCGAGCGCGAGUUUGACUUGGCCGUCACUGGGCAGCCUGUCAUCAUUUUCACUGACGGGUCCUGGGAAGGGGGCAGGGCAGGCGCCGGCGGAGUCGUUUUCGACCCAGCCACAGAAGCCACCCAAGUCUUCGAACUGGAAGUUCCGGGUGAGCUCCUUGCGGCAUGGCAACCGCAGGUGGGCACUCAGCUCAUCUGCCAGAUCGAAGCUUACGCUGCAAUAUCUGCUAGAUACCUCCUCCGACACGUCAUCCGAGAUCGCCUCGCGGUCAUGUGGAUCGACAACGAACCAGCGAGGGUGGCUCUCUCCAAGGGGACCGCGGACUCCGAGUCUCUGAGAGCCAUGGCCAGGGUCAUGCAGUCCAUCGAGAUCUCUCAUCCUUCGGUGCUGUGGUACGAGAGAGUUUGCUCCUUCAGCAACCCUGCGGACAUGCCGUCCAGGGGGGAUGCAGAGGCUGCAGCCCGCCUCUUCGGCGGCAGAGUCGUUGACCUCGGCUCGGAUGGACCCGUCAGGGAUGCGAUCCUCCUCGCUGUAAGAGAUCCCUACGCCAACCUGGUGGUGUAG
This is a messenger RNA of Symbiodinium sp. CCMP2592, 3465 nucleotides long. The record is from the annotation of a GenBank genome assembly. NCBI's taxonomy places the organism in Eukaryota, Dinophyceae, Suessiales, Symbiodiniaceae.